Messenger RNA from Leptosia nina, 585 nucleotides. Lineage: Eukaryota; Metazoa; Arthropoda; Insecta; Lepidoptera; Pieridae. The record is from the annotation of a GenBank genome assembly.
AUGUAUAGUGUUUUCGUAACUAUAAUUGCAUUAGCGUAUAUGCUUUUCGAUGUGAAUUACUAUAUACGCGCUGCAUGUUUUUAUGCUCUAGGAAGAUUGACCAAAAAGAAAUUUAACGCUAAGAAUUGCACUACUAUUUACGGCUUCUGUACGACGCAAGAUAUCGACCUAUUUAUUAAACAUAUGAACAACGCUCGUUAUUUACGAGAACUGGACUUUGCGAGGUUCUAUUUCUAUGAUAUUUCUGGUAUAUAUAAGAAAAUUUUAGACGCGAAUGGUGCAGUGCUUCAGGGCGCGUCUUCAGUGAGAUACAGAAGAACUAUACCUAUUUUUACUGCAUACAAAGUCGAGACAAAGGUAGUAUAUUGGGAGGAUAAAACGCUGUUCUUUGAACAUCAAUUUAUCACCUUCGAUGGGUUCGUUCGAGCGGUCGUGUUGUCACGACAAAAUCUUGUGAAUAUUGAAGCGGACGAGCUGAUGAAAAAUGUCCCAGGAGCGGAGGUUAAACCCGAUUGUCCGGAUGAAAUCAGACAUUGGUUAACUUCAAUCGAGUUUUCAAGCGCAAAAUUAAGAAAAAAGGAUUGA